Salvia hispanica is the source of this 663-nucleotide messenger RNA. RefSeq lists its product as uncharacterized. The record is from RefSeq and is a predicted model, not a curated record. Lineage: Eukaryota; Viridiplantae; Streptophyta; Magnoliopsida; Lamiales; Lamiaceae.
AUGACGAUCUCUAGGAUUGCCAAAUAUGCACGCCUGAUGUUGAUGCUCGAAGAGAUUAUGGUAGUUUACCGAGAAGAGACCAGUCUACUGGUACGUAGAUAUAUGAGUGCGCGUAGCAGAGAUUAUGUAGCUAAUCUUCGUAUGGAUGUAAAUACCUUCGGUAAACUGUGUAAAAUUUUAUCCCAAAGGGGUGGGCUGAUAACAGGGAAGUCCCUGCCCGUUGACGAACAAGUAGCAAUAUUCCUGGGAGUUCUAGCACACCACAACAAAAACCGCGUGGUUAAAUUCAGGUUCAAACGAUCAGGUGCAACAGUUUCAUACUAUAUGCAGAAGGUUCUAUGUGCAGUAUUGAGCUUACAUGAAGAGCUCUUGCAGAAGCCCACCCCUGUAUCAGCCAACUGCACUGAUCAUAGAUGGAGGUGGUUCGAGGGAUGCCUUGGUGCUUUGGAUGGGACCCAUAUCGAUGUUUUGGUCAGCAAUGAAGACAAACCACGAUACCAAACUCGCAAAUGGCACAUUGCUACUAAUACCCUAGCGGUAUGCGAUCGCCAAAUGCAGUUCGUGUAUUUGUUGCCGAGGUGGGAAGGUUCAGCAGGCGACUCACGUGUUCUCAAAGACGCUUUUUCUCAAGAGAAUGGGUUCAAGGUUCCUCCAGGUCAGUAA